Adineta ricciae is the source of this 846-nucleotide messenger RNA. The record is from the annotation of a GenBank genome assembly. Lineage: Eukaryota; Metazoa; Rotifera; Eurotatoria; Adinetida; Adinetidae.
AUGUUCGUUCGACUCUUCAUUUGCGUUUUUCUUCCAUUGGUAAUUGCUUAUCCAUCAAAUAAAUGCAAAGAUUAUUGUUCAAACGAGGCCGUAUGUGUUAUUAAACAAGAUGAACCUGUUUGUUAUUGUUUACCUGAAUGGGAAGGUGAACGAUGUGAUUUAGUUCGACAAGAAAAUUUCUCUGUUGAAGAAGAAGAAGAAGGAGAAGGAGAAGUUAUGGAAAGAUCAAGUGUACGAAGUCCAGAAUGUUUAUUAGCACCUCCAAAUAUGUGUUUAAAUGGUGGUAUUUGCAGAUUUCUAAAUAAUUCAUAUUCAUGCGAAUGUAAACCAGAAUUUACUGGAAGACGAUGCAAAGAACAAUCACCGUGUGUUGGAUUUUGCAAAAACAAUGGCUUAUGCAAAUUAAAUCCAGAUGGAGAUCCUUUCUGUAUUUGUAAUGGGACAGGUUUUGAGGGUCUACAAUGUGGAAGAGCUGAAACAACAAUACCACCAGUAACAACACUCGAUCCCCGUUGUGCACCAAUGAAAGAAAUGUGUAAUCAAGGGUCAUGUAUCAUUGUUAAUGGUCGUCCGAAAUGUAUUUGUGGAUUAGGAUAUCAAGGAGAUUUUUGUGAUGAACCUAUAUUAGGAGGAGCAAAUUCACCAACUCCCAAUCCAACGUUGCUCCCUGGUCAAACAAAUCCUUCAAUAAAUCCAGGACAAUCAUCAGCUGUUCCUCCAGCUGGAGUCAAUUGUGCCCAAAAUCCUUGUCGAAACAAUCGUCCAUGUUAUAACAAUGGAAAUUCGUAUUUCUGUUAUUGUGGAUCACAAUUCUCUGGCAUAAAUUGUGAAGUUCGUCAAGGAUAA